AUAAUUCAAUUAAUAAAUUGCUAGAAUUUUUAGUGAGAGAAAGCGCAAGAAUCGGGAAAGCACGAUCGACGAAAUAUAAUAACAUGAAUGAGAAAUCCGCCCACUCUUCUCUCACUUGCAAUUAACUCUGCCAAUUGUUUAAUUCUCUCUCGCAUUUUUUCAGAUCUUUUGCUUUGUACCUGAUCACAUUCUUCUCGAUCCUUCUUCCUGGUUUCUCAGAGAAAUUUCAAUUCCAAAAAAAAAAAACACGAAAAUGUCUCAAGUUAUCAUCAAAGACGAUGAGGUGGACAUUGUUAUCGGCGCCCUUCAGUCGGAUCUCACAUCGUUCAUGGAAGAAUGGAGGCCGUUUUUUUCCCGUUUCCAUUUAAUAAUCGUCCAAGAUCCCGACCUAAAAGGCGACCUCAAAAUCCCGGAAGGAUUCAAUCUCAAUCUCUACACGAAAUCCGACAUAGACAGAGUCGUGGGGCCCGUGUCGAAUUCCAUCUCCUUCUCCGGCUACUCGUGCCGCCACUUCGGCUAUCUAAUGUCGCGUAAAAAAUACAUAAUCACAGUCGAUGACGAUUGUACCCCUGCAAGAGACACCAACAACAAAAUAACUGACGCAGUGUCUCAGCAUAUAAUCAACCUCACCACACCAGCAACCCCGUUCUUCUUUAAUACGUUAUACGACCCGUAUGUCGACGGGUCGGAUUUCGUUCGGGGGUACCCGUUUAGCUUGAGAACGGGAGUCGAAUGCGGGUUGUCGUGCGGGCUAUGGCUUAAUUUAGCCGAUCUCGACGCACCUACACAAGCACUUAAACCGGAGUUGAGGAAUUCGAGAUACGUCGACAUGGUUCUUACAGUGCCAGCUAGGACAAUGCUGCCGGUUAGCGGGAUCAACAUAGGGUUUAACAGUGAGCUUGUGGGCCCCGCAUUGAUGCCGGCUUUUAGGUUAGCGAAAGAAGGGAAGCUGAGGUGGGAAACUGUCGAGGAUAUUUGGAGUGGGAUGUGUGUUAAGGUUGUGUGCGAUCAUUUGAAGAUUGGCGUGAAAAGCGGGGUGCCAUACGUUUGGCGGCAGGAGAGAGGAAAUGCGGUGGAGAGUUUGAAGAAGGAGUGGGAAGGGGUGAAGCUGAUGGAGGAUGUGGUCCCGUUUUUCCAGGGUUUGAGGUUGUCGGAGGGUGCUGUCACGGCGGAGGAUUGUGUGGGCGAGAUUGCUUCGAAGGUGAAGGAGGUGCUUGGGGGGAAUGAUCCGAUGUUUGCUCGUGCGGCGGAGACUAUGGUGGAAUGGAUUAAGCUGUGGAAACGGGUGAGGGCCGCGGAGUAGAGGGCUUAUACGGCAUUACUUGCAAUAUUGUCGACUGUCAAGAACGUUUUUUUUUUAAACGAAGAUGUAUUUCGUGUAAUGAACUCAAUCUGGAGGUGUUUUCUUUUCUUGAAUAAUUUGAUCUAACUUUUUUUUUGGUGUUCAUCCCUUGCUGGAGUUAUAGAUGCUGAUAUAAUCUGGUUCUGCUUUUUUAUUUUUA
Erythranthe guttata (spotted monkey flower) is the source of this 1502-nucleotide messenger RNA. RefSeq names its product Alpha-1,4-glucan-protein synthase family protein (gene RGP5). NCBI's taxonomy places the organism in Eukaryota, Viridiplantae, Streptophyta, Magnoliopsida, Lamiales, Phrymaceae. Gene Ontology annotation, molecular function: UDP-arabinopyranose mutase activity. Gene Ontology annotation, biological process: UDP-L-arabinose metabolic process. Gene Ontology annotation, cellular component: plasmodesma; cytosol; Golgi apparatus. The record is from RefSeq and is a predicted model, not a curated record.